UGAACCGGGGCGUCACGCUUUUGCUCGAUGCUAUCAAGCACGAUGUGCCAAAGUGACUGCAAGCGCGGGAUUUCCACGUCCAUUACAUGUACAGGACGGAAAAUCCUCCCUCUACGCGGGGAACUCACACUCAGCAAGCAGUGAAGUCUCUAUUUGUGACGUUCAUUUUAACAUUUGCACUCCAUCCACCGCAAUACCAACCUCCACUCUGACCAUGGGCAAACUUUUCGGCUCGAAAGGCGGUCUGCGCAUCGAACUCAACCGCGGGAGCUACCAACCUGGAGACGUAGUGAACGGCACCGUGUACUUGUCGGUCUCCGACGAAAUCAAGACCAAAGGAGCUCUAGUACUCGAGAUCAACGGAGAGGAAUACGUCAAGUACAACGAGGUGUACGGCGAAUCGGCCGUGCCGCGCAAGCAGUCUAACCAGCUCCUGUCCAACCAAUUGGUGCUGAGUGACAACCGCGAUUCGUUCGCGCCCGGGGAGUACGUCUUCCCUUUCAACUACCAGCUCCGCUCCACGCUGCCAGCGAGUUUCCACGUUGACCGUCGUCAUGCUGGAGAGUUUUGUGACAUCGACGCUGCAGUCAAGUACAAGCUGAAGCUGAGGUUACCUGUGAAGGGUGCGUUUAAAUCCGACAUCAAGGCCGAGCGCCCACUUAUCGUGAAGCCUGCGCAGACGGCGCAACUCGUCCAGUCACGGACAGAUGCCACUGCAAAACACGCGAAGCUCUUGGGCAUGAUUCGCCAAGGAAACUGCGAAGUCUCGGGGUCUCUGGAACGCGACGUCUACGUUGCUGGCGAGACGCUGCAGAUCCGAGCCUCCGUUGUGAACGGCUCGAGUAUGGACGUCAAGUCAGUGUCUGUGCGUCUCGUGGAAAACCUUGUCAUCCACGCUAACAGAGACCAUAAAAAAGAGAUCAAGGCUCAGACUUGUCUUGCUGAGAAGGACUUCGCAGGUGUCAAGGCUGGAGCUACGACGAUCGACCAGGCCUACUCACUGGACCUGGUUGGACGCUCCGAGCGCUUCGCAGUGCUGUCUCCGAUGGCCUCAAGCCUCGUCAGCACGAGUCACCACGUCGAAGUUCGCUGCAAGUUCCUUAUGAGCCCGAACGUGCAUAUUGAGAUCCCAGUGAAGAUUUUGGCUCCACUGGUGACGGACGUAGCGGCCGCGUCGUCGCAGCUCAUGACAGAUCACAAGACUAAGGCCCUGGACUAAGUGAUUGCCUCAAUAUAUUUUUUUAGCUUCAACUUCUAGAUGGCUUCAAUGAGGAUUUUUCUCUCGUUUAGCACCCA
Molecule: messenger RNA, 1296 nt
Organism: Phytophthora nicotianae INRA-310
Lineage: Eukaryota; Oomycota; Peronosporomycetes; Peronosporales; Peronosporaceae
Exons: 1
Coding region: 215-1219 (334 amino acids)
Biological process (GO): protein transport
Cellular component (GO): cytoplasm
Source: RefSeq, a predicted model, not a curated record